UUUUCCCAGUGAACGAUAGGCGUGUGAAGUCACUCUCCCCAACACACACACGGGUCUUUCUCAGAUCGUCGUGUCUACCGUCCGACAAAAUGAAGGCAUCGGGCGUGCUGAAAGAGUACAAUGUGAUUGGCCGGAAACUGCCAUCAGAGGCAGACCCAACGCCUCAGCUAUACAAGAUGCGUAUUUUUGCACCAGACAGGGUCACUGCCAAGUCUCGUUUCUGGUACUUCCUUUCCAAGCUCAAGAAAAUGAAGAAGUCUAGUGGAGAAAUUGUUUCCAUUCAGCGUGUAUUUGAAAGGAAACCUCUGAUUGUCAAGAACAUUGGCAUCUGGCUGCGUUAUGAUUCACGCUCAGGCACCCACAACAUGUACCGUGAAUACCGUGACUUGACUGCUUCAGGGGCUGUAACACAGUGCUACCGUGACAUGGGUGCCCGUCAUCGUGCACGAGCACAUUCUAUUCAGAUCAUGCGUGUGGAAACCAUCAAGAGCAGUAACUGCCGCCGACCACAGACUACCCAGUUCCACAACUCAAAGAUCAAGUUCCCAUACCUGUCCUAUGUUAAGAAGAAGAACUUGAAUGCUGAUCGUAUUACUCACAAGAGACCUGUACCAAAGGUCUUCUAAAAAUAAAGUUCCAUAUUGUGAGAUAAUAA
Macrobrachium nipponense is the source of this 655-nucleotide messenger RNA. RefSeq names its product large ribosomal subunit protein eL20-like (gene RpL18A). Bases 90 to 626 code for a protein of 178 amino acids. Gene Ontology annotation, cellular component: ribosome; cytosolic large ribosomal subunit. The transcript has 4 exons. Gene Ontology annotation, biological process: translation. The record is from RefSeq and is a predicted model, not a curated record. Gene Ontology annotation, molecular function: structural constituent of ribosome. Lineage: Eukaryota; Metazoa; Arthropoda; Malacostraca; Decapoda; Palaemonidae.